AUGACAGAUAUGAAUAAUCGUCGUACAUACAUUAUCAUUAUUUGUAUUAUUUUUACUCUUAUACAUUUCAUAUCAACCUUGGAAUGUGAUAAACAGUCUAAGGAAGAUGAUGUUCCAUUUAAUAUCAAAGUUCAUCAAUCACCUAUUAUUGUUAUUGGUACUUCAUUAAAUAAAGAUAUUGAUAUAAAUAUUCGAAAUUUAUUUAAUGUUACAUUUCUUGUUUCAUGUAUUUUAAAAGGUCGACCAACUCAACGUCUUAUUUAUAUUGUUCAAGCAGGUUCACUUCUUGGUCGUCGUUCAUGUCAAAGAUUAAAUGUUAAUCAACAAUAUAUUGUUUUUCUUGAGCCCUUUUUCGAUGGGACCUAUCGACCAGUAGAUUAUGAAGAAGUGCCUUAUAGUAAUCAAAUACAUGUUUUACUUGAGAAAACAUGUGGUCUUUCGCGAACAUAUCCAUUUACGGAAAUGAACGAUACUGAAGCAGCCUUCACUAAUAAAUGUCCAUCAGCUGUUUCUAUGGAUUGCCCUUCAGGUAAAUUUAAUUUGAUAUUUUAUCAUAUAAUUCAUGGCAUAAUUGUAGUAACAUUGAAAACAACUGUUGCAUUAUCAACCACAACAACAGUAAGAACAACAACAACAACAACAACGACAACAACAAUGACAACAAUCAAUUUAGUUUUGACAACGACAACAACAACUAGUAUUACUUUGUUAGGAAACGAUCCAAUUGAUCUAGCCGUAUUGUCACUUCUUUUACACGAACAUCAACAACAAAAUCUUAGUCUUGAUUUUUUUCAAGGUCAAAAUCAUAAAUUACUUUUUUCCGAUGAUGAAGUACGAAAAAAUGGAGCUAAUCUAUUAUCGUCUGUUUUUAUUAUUAAUUUAAUUCAUUUGUUUUUUUUUUGA
Molecule: messenger RNA, 903 nt
Organism: Rotaria sp. Silwood2
Lineage: Eukaryota; Metazoa; Rotifera; Eurotatoria; Philodinida; Philodinidae
Source: the annotation of a GenBank genome assembly